UCACCAUCCGAGAAGCUCUGUUGGGUGUUGUUGUCCUGCAUCGGUUAAAACCAGGCUCUCCCUUUAUUCGACUUUUUGCCUCGAUUGCGGGAGCGCGUAUUGAUUGAUAUCUUUUGGCACGCUCGUUCCGCGCCGCUUGUGCCGGGAAAGCAAAUUCCUUCCUCCCUUCCACGCCCGCGAAUUUCGAACCGUUGGCCUCGCAGGAGUAGGAUAGUAAAAAUAGGCCUAAAAACGGGAAUAACAAAUUGCCAGUCGCACUAUCGAGAAAUCCCAACCGCAAACCUGAGAGAGGAUCACAGAAGGGACAUGCUUCUACUAUCAGCCUCGACAUAGAUACAGUCAGCCCUUCCACCAUGUCCCCUCUCAGAGGCUACAUCACGUCGUACCCUCCACGGGUGCGCCAUUAUGGGAACGCACUUCUCACGCCUGUCAUACCGCAGACCCAAGUCGGGCCGACGCCGCGCACGACCAAGCGAGGGACAACCGCGAUCAACUACGCGGAGGACGGGUUUGACGAUGACUUUGAGGAGGAAGAGGGACGGCGACCUACCGGAUUGAGGAGUUUGAGGAGGGAGGAAUCGAUGACGGAGAAGCUGCCAAUUUCAGACAAGUUGGGAAAAGAGGUUCAUGCUCCUGUUGAAGUUCAAGGGGUCUUUCGCGAUUGGAUGAUCAAGCGGAUGUUGCGACCUGCCUGCGCAGAUCAGCUACAAAUCCAGGCGCAACUACCUCUCACGCUCAUUCCGAUUCGAAUUGACCUCGAAGUCCCGGCGCAUCAGCCUUUGGAACCAUUUCCUUUACCACGAGGAAUUGUGGACCCUGCAAUAAACCCGACGCUGCCCGGGUAUAGACGACCAGACCCAUUGCCCGCGUUUCGGAUCAAAGAUACUUUCCUCUGGAACCUCCAUGAAGCCCUUGCGACUCCCGAAGAAUUUGCAGUCGGUUUUGUGCGCGAUCUCGACCUACCCAACCCCCAAGGCAUGACGUUGGCUAUCAGCAACCAAAUACGGCAACAAUUAGAGGAGUAUGCCGGUGUUGCUCUACACCCUUUAUUCCAGAGUACACAAAUUCAGCCUCCCGCUCCGCAAAUCGGCCAGUCGCGCGAUGUGUCUACAACACCGGCACCAACGAACCUUCCAGCGACGCCAGAGAUCACAGCAACAAAGGAGCCAUUGGUCAACGACAGUAUCUUGAAUCCAGAUGAUGCAUACCGUUGCAUGAUCAACCUGAAUAUUAACUUGCAGAACAAGCUAUAUACGGACAAGUUCGAGUGGUCUCUCCUCCAUCCCCCCGGAAUGGCAGAUGACUUCGCUAAAGUUACCUGCGCUGAUCUGGGGCUGAACGGCGAAUGGGUUGGCGCAAUUGCACACGGCAUCUACGAAGCCGUCCUUAAGUUAAAGAAAGAAGUCUGCGAAAGCGGCGGUCUCAUCAGCGGCUACGGCAACGAGAUCGAUAACCAAGCCGCCAACGGCGCAGAGGCUGGUUGGCGCUAUGACCCCGAAGGCCUCGGCGACGAGUGGGAACCCAAGGUCGAAACACUGUCCAAAGAGGAAAUUGAACGGAGAGAAGGCGAUCGCGAACGACAAAUCCGACGUCUCCGACGAGAGACAGCUCGGUUCUCCUCCACCGCAGGUAUAACGCCUGAUGCAUCACGACAAGGCAGUGGCUAUUUCGAUGUGGAUGGUGAGACACCUCUGGGUCGGGGCGAGCGGAAUAAACGCAAGAAGCGGUUCCGCAGUCUCAGUCCUUCUGGAAGGCCUGGUACACCUGGUGGGCGAGGCACUCCCGAUACAGGCUCGGGAGCUGGUUAUGGUGGAGGUGGUGGCACAUUAUCCGACUGGGAACGACAGAAUUGGCGGUGCAGCAACUGCAUGGUAUGGGGUACCGCUGUUUGGGCCGUACGAGAUGGUCCCGCAGGCUCAAGGACCCUGUGCCACAAUUGUGGUCUUUUGUACGAACGCGACAAGGUCGUUCCCGAAUGGUCAAAAGACCUCCAUCGCCAUGACAUCCCCGUUGGUCGGUAGAGGUCACCCCAGCUCUUUACUUGCUAAUAGAACACCCUCAAAAGUACUGCAGCCGCGCGAGUCAGCUACGUUCAUCAAACUCGAGCAGCAAAAUGUGCCGGCAUUGGCAUGCGAUGCCCUAAAGCUCGUCCCGUUGCCUUUGCAGAUCCCUCUACCUUGUCACCAUUAUCAUUACCAACCGUAUCUCUUUGAAUGUAGCCAUGACCUUUUCUUCUUCUUCUUCUUCUUCUUCUUCUUCUAUCUCUCUAAUGAGCCCCUAACAGACAGGAUUGGCGCAUUUGACGGUUUUAUUCUUUUUUCUUAUCUUGUCACAGCAUUACAUAUCAUACAUUGGAAGAGUUGGGAGGAUGAAUGUCAACGUUGGUUUCCUAGUGCACCUGGCUGCAAACCUCUUACUUUUUAUCCAAAAUUUAUUAUGAAUUCAGAUAUCUUACUCGGCUUUAUCAAGUUACGAAUGAUUGUCUUUGUAUCGGUGGG
This is a messenger RNA of Aspergillus ruber CBS 135680, 2498 nucleotides long. Its product is annotated as putative RSC complex subunit Sfh1. NCBI's taxonomy places the organism in Eukaryota, Fungi, Ascomycota, Eurotiomycetes, Eurotiales, Aspergillaceae. The transcript has 4 exons. The record is from RefSeq and is a predicted model, not a curated record. Gene Ontology annotation, cellular component: nucleus; nuclear chromosome; RSC-type complex. Gene Ontology annotation, molecular function: zinc ion binding; transcription coregulator activity. Bases 354 to 2021 code for a protein of 555 amino acids. Gene Ontology annotation, biological process: chromatin remodeling; regulation of transcription by RNA polymerase II.